Messenger RNA from Penicillium verhagenii, 486 nucleotides. Its product is annotated as putative nuclear transport factor 2 domain protein. Gene Ontology annotation, biological process: protein import into nucleus. The transcript has 2 exons. The record is from RefSeq and is a predicted model, not a curated record. Bases 1 to 486 code for a protein of 161 amino acids. Gene Ontology annotation, cellular component: nuclear pore central transport channel. NCBI's taxonomy places the organism in Eukaryota, Fungi, Ascomycota, Eurotiomycetes, Eurotiales, Aspergillaceae.
AUGGCUCCAGCGAGCGACGACCAGCUGGUCAGAGUGUCUACCGAAGCUGCCACCGACCUUGUUCAAACUUUUUACGGGGCCCUCACAUCGAACCGCGAAACCAUCGCGUCAUUUUACGACCCAGCACCCUCUAAAAUCCUUUUCAACGGCAACACUGUGGCGGACGGUGCUGCGGUCCAAGAUAUCUUUGUCAACCAAAUGCCACACGCACACUACGAAGCCCAAUCAUAUGAUUGCCAAGUUAUCAACCGCGCAUACCCCACUGUUACCGCUUCUGGUUUGAAGCCGACCACCGAGAUGACCGUCAAGGACAUGUCGAUCUUGGUGAUCGUCAGUGGACACGUGCGGUAUGGAGAGAACCGUGACCAGCCCCAGCGAGGCUUCAGUGAAACAUUCGUCCUUGUGCCCAAUCCAUCUACUGAGCGCGGCAACAAGCGCCGGCGAGACUGGUUGAUCCAAAGCCAAAACUUCCGCCUUGUGGUCUGA